Molecule: messenger RNA, 2933 nt
Organism: Caenorhabditis auriculariae
Lineage: Eukaryota; Metazoa; Nematoda; Chromadorea; Rhabditida; Rhabditidae
Source: the annotation of a GenBank genome assembly
AUGCUCGAGUUCCGUCACUAUGCUUCGAUCGUCAUGUUUUUGGUUGGUUUUUUUCAAAUUCCCGCCGAAAAAAAUCCACUUAAGGUGUCAAUUUUCGGCACGGUGUCGAAUUGUCUGGCGAUCCUGGUCGUUUUGAAAAAUUCGGCUUUAAAAAGUUCGUUCGGCGCCUUGUGCUUCUCCCAUUGUGUGGCGAAUUUGGGAGUCUUGGUCAUUUUUGGAUUUUUUGCGGCUCCGUUGAACUUUCUGUGAGUUUUUUUCAGUUUGGCUCAGUGGUAGUGAGCUCGCCUCACAUUGAAUAGGUCACAAGUUCGGAUGCUUUCGACUUUUUUUUGCCUUUUAUCUUUUUUAUCGGAAUAUUUCUAAAGUUCUUGAAGGUAUUUUAUCCCUUUUAGACCCUUGAGUGGCCUCUUGGGCUAUUGAUGGGGAGCUGACUUUUACAAAUAUCCUUCACAGUGUUUAGAUCAUUUUUUCCAUGAUGUCUGACCAUUUUUUUCAAAUUUUGAUCAUUUCCUAUUGUUCGCAAGUUGUUGACUUUCGUAGGCAUUACAAAAAUCCCUUAAGGGACCACUUUGACUUGAACUUGCAUUUUGUAGUCUUCACUUAGGAACUCCAGAGUGAUCCCUAUUGAGACUUUGGAGGGUCCUCUCUAGGGACCACUUUACCACCCCCUAUAGGGAUCACUGAAGGUUGAAAAAGUGGCCUCUAAAGGGGUUUCAGUUUUUUUAUUGUUAUGAACUCUAAGCGAAGAAGCAUUUCCAUGUGAAAAACUGAAUAAAUAAGCGUUUUUGAAUAAAAAUGAAAAACCCCUAUAGGGUCCACUUGAGCUUAAGGGUUAAGGGGUGAGAUCCUAAACCCCUAUAGGGACCACUUUUUUUCUGUCUCCCCGAAGCCCCAUAGAGACCACUCCGGAACUCCUAAGUAGCACUGUUGAAAAACGAUUUUUAUGCAUUAGAACCCCUCAAGUGACUACUCAGACUUUUUUUCAGUCUCAACAAUUUCGAGAACAUCAAUUCCAGUUUUGCUAACCAGAGAAUGGGACAGGUUUUUAUUCAAACUUUAUCGGAAAAAAAAAAUUUAUUUCUAGAUAAGCUUAAUGUUCUACAACGCUAGCAUCGUGUCGCAUCUCUUCGUUUCCAUAAAUCGAUUCGUUUUCAUCAUUUUCCCCACGAAGGUUAAGCCAUUCCAAGUGCGACCUUUUAUUCCUUUUUUCAGGCUGUUCAACUGAUGGGCCGUCAGACGACCGGCUGGAUUAUCGUUUUCAUUUGGGUGCUUUCGAUCGUUUCUGUGUCCCCCCUUUCUUCCGGUGAGUUCGGCCGCAUUUGGAAUGGCUCAGGGCGGAGCGGUUGCGUCGCGUUUUUUGGUCGCAGCUCAUUUUGAAGUCGGGCGCAAUAAUCACGUCGCAACCUGAAAUUAUUUAAAAAUUUGACUGGAAUUUCAGUUUUUGCAUUUUUAACAGUGGAAUGGUUUCCGAAUCCAGGUAAAUGUCAGGUCCUAGAUAUCAAAAAUUGAUUCAAUUUUUUUAAAAAACAGCCCGCGAAAGUCGUUUCAUAGUCGGGUGCAUUAUAUGGUGAGCAAUUUCAAGCGACCCUUUUCAUCUUCAGACCAGACAGCCUGCGUCAUAAAUAUGGAAACAGCUUUGAAGACUCAUAACUUUUCUCAAACUCAAUCUUGGAAACUUCUAGCGUGAUUUCGAAAUUUCAGAGACCUGUAACUUCACAUUCACCCCACCAAGUCUUCAAUGGGGCUACUCGGACACCUAUUGCGGACAAACCUAUGCCCAAUAUGGCGAUUUCUAUUUUGGAAUCACUGUCGUUGGCUUGGUGGCCCUCUUCGAUAUGAUCACUUUGACGAAACUGCGGAGAGCCAAUGAGGUUCCUUAUAUAGUUGAACGAGGAAUGAAAAAGAGAUUUUGAAGGUCUGGCAGUCGAAAAAUCUACAAGCGACUACGACCAAAACGAUCAACGUUAGGAGGAGCAACGAACUUCGGCUCUUUGCUCAGGUUUGGUUGACUGACUUCUCUGCGCUCUCUCUUCAUCCUUCUCUCUCGUUGGUCAGAGAGAAGAGGGUGCAUACGAUCAGACUGUCUGAAAUGAUGAGGGAUGAGGUCGAAAAUGGUUUUGUUUUGCUGUCUGACGUCUCUGCGCUCUCCUUUCUUGUUGGUCAGAGAGAAGAGGGUGCAGAUAGGUUAGACUGCUUGAAGUCAUGAGGGGUGAGGUUUGGUUUGGCUGUCUGACUUCUCUGCGCUCUCUCUUCAUCCAUCUCUCUUGUAGGCCAAAAAAGAAGAGGGUGCAGAUAGGUUAGACUGUUGGAAAUCAUGAGGGAUGAGGUCGAGAAUGAUUUGGCUGUCUGACUUCUCUGCGCUCUCUCUUCAUCCAUCUCUCUCGUAGGCCAAAAAAGAAGAGGGUGCAGAUAGGUUAGACUGUUGGAAAUCAUGAGGGAUGAGGUCGAGAAUGAUUUGGCUGUCUGACUUCUCUGCGCUCUCUCUUCAUCCAUCUCUCUCGUAGGCCAAAAAAGAAGAGGGUGUAGACAGGUCAGACGGUUUGAAGUAAUGAGAGACGAGGUCGGAAAGGGUUUGGUUUGGCUGUCUGACUUCUCUGCGCUCUCUUUUCAUCCUUUUCUCUUUUCGGUCAAAGAGAGAGAUAAAGAAGAUGCAGACAGGUCAGACGGUUUUAAGUCAUGAGGGAUUGAGUAGAGAAAAGCAACAACAGGAAAAUGUUAAAACCUGAUUUCUCUGCUCUAUCUAGCUAGAGUGAAGAGGGUGCAGACAGGUCAGACAUUUUAUGAAAAAAAAUUUUCAGGCAUUAAUCCAAGGCUGCCUAUUGCUCAUCGUCCUGUGCAGUUUUAACAUUUUCUCGGGAUUUAGUGAUACCGCUUUAUCAUUGUUCAUCACGACGACUCUGGUCUGUCAGAUUUUCCACGCCUCCGAUGGGUAA